Messenger RNA from Plasmopara halstedii, 1452 nucleotides. RefSeq lists its product as uncharacterized. The record is from RefSeq and is a predicted model, not a curated record. The transcript has a single exon. The coding region runs from base 1 to 1452 and encodes 483 amino acids. NCBI's taxonomy places the organism in Eukaryota, Oomycota, Peronosporomycetes, Peronosporales, Peronosporaceae.
AUGCAAAUGCAUCAUACGCUACUACUGUUUCUUCAUAUCGCUCCUACGAUUGCGCUGAUACCGAACUUAACUCAAGACAAUGACCAUCACAACAACACCAUCUACUCUCUCCCUUCAAAUGGUGUUAUUAGUACCAAAUCGUUGUAUCAAUCACGCGUGUACACAACCGUAGCAUUCAAGAAAAGCAUAAGUGCCAACAACACGUCAGCAAUAGACACAAGCCAUACAACAGACAAUGAGAAUGAAGAAAGAUGGAUUGGGGAUGCAUUGUUACACAGCUUACGUGAUAUGAUCUAUAAGCUUGCAUUGAAAUUGAAUGUGAGUCCAAGAUUCAUGUAUUAUCUUAUGGGUGUUGGCUUCACACAUCUUCACUUUCGCAAUGUACGGUCGAAUGUUAUGAGCUGGCUUCAUUACGUCAAGGGGCAUAGUCUUCGUAAUCCAAGUACAAAAGAAAGUUUGUAUCACUCGGAAAGCAAACUUUACGGAUUGCUACGAAAGGCAAAUCCAGAUAAUAAUCUCGCAGCAUUUUUUCGCUUACUUCGAAAAUCUCCACAACAUCUCGAGUUAGGACAUAAGAUGGAAAAGUUUAUGGCUUCACGCACAUCCACAGGGGCUUCAAUGCGUCAAGCUUGGUUACGUGCUGGAGAUUCACCUCAUGAUCUAUUUUUCUACUUACAUCUCGAAAAUGAGGUGGAAUUGAUCGAUAAUCAAAUUAUAACUGAGUGGCUCCUCUAUUGCAAUAUGCACAGAGAUAUGGUGAAACGAGAGUUUAUACAGGACGAAGUCUUUCACGACCAAGUCAUUAACUUAUUGAAGACGACAAAAUCGAAUCAGGAUCUCGAACGUGUGUUCCAAUCGCUUUAUAAAAUCGAGGGGAUGGAGGAUUACGCAGACGAAAUGGCUGGGGCAGUGAGACGACUGAAAGAAACUCAAACGUGGCUUAAGGCACGUAAGCAUCCAAAUGAUGCUUAUCAUUCCUUAAAUCUCCAUAUUGAACCAUUGUCAGACAACAUUAAGUUUAUCCAGUGGCUUCGAUAUGUCAAUAUGUACAUGACUUUACCGGACACUUCGCCAUUCACAGUAUUAUCUGCUCUUGACAUUGUGCUUCGUGAAGGAGAUGGGGACUAUAAGCUGGCAGCACUUUUCCAAUUGAUUCAAGAGAUUCCAAAUUUACGUGAGCUUGCUCAAAAAAUGCAAUUUCAGCUCUUUAAGCGGUGGGCAGUCAAUGACACGAUAUCACCGCUUGCACUCUGUAAAAUGAGUGAGAUUUGUGCGACCAAGAUACCGAAGUUGGGGAAGUACAAUGUAGAGGUCAGCUCGGUCGCUGCUUACAUAAAAGUGUAUAUUAAAUUUCGCAGACAGGAAGAUUUAUUGAAUGAAGUGAUGCCAAUGCUCGACAAAGACGACGUAUAUGGUGCUGCUUAUCUAUUGGCGAAGGAAAAGUUAGACUAG